Messenger RNA from Diatraea saccharalis (sugarcane borer), 881 nucleotides. NCBI's taxonomy places the organism in Eukaryota, Metazoa, Arthropoda, Insecta, Lepidoptera, Crambidae. The record is from the annotation of a GenBank genome assembly.
UAACAAUUGAUAGCAAAUUUUGUAUAACCUGUUAUUAAAUAAUUAUUUCUAGUAUUGAUUUUCUUAAUAAGUCGUCUGCGGGUGAUCUCGAAAAAGAAUUAAAUAAUAAUAUUCCACACUAUCAAAAUGCAAAGAUGUAUUCGAAGAUUUUCUAUAUCAGUUUCGAAAAACGAGUCUUUUGUGGAAGAGAUGCAGAAAAACUUCAUACCUACAAGUCCCUUUCAAAGAACUUUGUUAGCAUGGGGAUCAGCAGCUGUAUCCCUGUUAAAUCCAUAUAGAGGUGAUAUGAUUGCAUGUUUAGGAGAAGUUACAGGAGAAAAUGCUUUAAACCAUAUGAAAGCUAAAAUGCUGGAAACAUCGGAAGGAUCAGAAAUACUGUGGGAACGCCCUCGAAUAAACUCAAAAACUGUUUCUUUUAAUAAAUUACUAGAUUUGCCUGAAAAUACUGUUGGCCGUGUUUAUGCAGAGUUUAUGCGGGAUAAUAAUAUUACUGCUGAUUCUCGACUACCUGUUCAGUUUAUAUCUGACCCAGAGUUGGCUUAUAUAAUGCAAAGAUAUAGAGAAGUUCAUGAUUUGGUUCAUGCAACAUUAUUUAUGAAAACCACAAUGUUAGGUGAAGUAACAAUCAAAUGGGUUGAAGGAAUUCAAACAAAAUUGCCAAUGUGUAUAAAUGGUGGUAUUUGGGGAGCAGGACGUCUAAAGCCUAAACACAGACAUCUUUAUCUUAGAUACUACUUGCCCUGGGCUAUUAAAACAGGAACUCGUGCUAAAUUCAUGCAAGGUAUAUAUUUUGAGAAAAGGUGGGACCAAGAUAUAAAUGAGUUCCAUAAAGAAAUGAAUAUCAUAAGAUUGUUAAAGAAAUGAUUUAGUCCACUGACUUU